UAGCCAUCUGACAAUUAUCUUUUCAAUGGCACUCCUUGGUCAUUAACAUAUUUACAAAGCUUUCCUUCUCUGUUCAGUAGUGAGUUAACCUGUGAUUUUCCAGUAGAACAGAAUAACUCUUUCGAAGGCAGCAGCUUCACUGAUUGAUUCUACAUGACAUCAUCGGAGAAAUCUAAGGAGGGGUAGUUCAGAGGGAAGGGCUUCAUUUCUUUUCUUUCGGUUUCACUCCUUACUGACAAUGGUGAGUAGCUGCUUUUAUGUGGUUUCCUUUGACAAUAUUUUACAUUAUGGUUCAUUCUACAUUGCUAAUUUAAAGUCUGGUGUCAGUGAAAUGUGUAAUGUGAAAUGUGUUUUACUAUAACUGUCGCAGUGUUUUCCCACCAAGCUAUGAGACUUUUAAAUCAAAUGAAUCCUCCAUGGAAUAUAGUUUAGAGUUUUCCUUUCUAUAUUGUAUAUUGUCUGGGAGUUAGAAACCACAUUUUAUUUUACAACCCUGUUCUAAUGUGACCGUUAAACCUACCUUGUACCUUGUAUCAUUUCCAUUUGCAUCUGGAGGCUGAACGGAGGAUGAUGAGAGAAGAAGAGUUUCUGAUACAGGAAGACCAUUUCAGAAGGAAUGCUUUCUUGAUUAUCAGUGAAAUGGUGAAAAUGAGUCCAAAGCAUCUUUCAGUGUUAGUGGAUGAGAUUCUUCACAGCAUCUUCUUUUUGGGACACAUCAAGACUCCUCAAUAUUCCCCAAAAGAUAUUGUGAGUGAUGACAACAUGCUAAAUUUGUUGAAGGGCCGCUACCCUCAGCCUUUUAAACUUUUUUCCUCUGAACUACCCAAGCGGAGUCCAAUUUCAUGUGUGCUCGACAUGAUUGUCAAUCUGAUGGGACAAGAGAAUGAAGACACAAUAAUAGAAGAGCUGCAGAAGCUCAUCCGUCAACUGAAGGAGGAUGAAGCAAAAGAUCUGGUCUCCUCCACCAUCUGUGUCUCACAAAAAAACAAGGACCCAAAUUCAGACAGGUACUAUGGAGUCUCCAUGUCCACUUCUGGCAGGGAUCCUGGGCGAAUCAUGAUUGCUGCGUCCUGCCUUAGUGCCUGGGACAGUUACGUAGCUGGUGCAGUGAUGACCUACUAUCCAAAGAAGACACAAAAGCCAUAUUUUGAUGGAACCAUUAAACUUCCAGAGCAGGUCAGGUGUCAGGCGUUUAGCUUAAGUGAUCUAAGAGAAAUGCCUCCUUGCAGAUCAUGUGGGAAUUUGUUUGGUUUGACAACAAGUGAAAAUAGGGAGUGGCCCUAUGGCCACUGUGCCGAAGCUGAAAGUGUGAGCAACUUGCUUAAACAUGAGGCAGAAGUGAGAGAGCAAGCACAGCCAACAUCUAUAACAGCCACAGAUGAGAACAGGAAAAAGGCUAAAGAGAGUGUCUUGAAAGAGCUUACAAAUCUUCUGAAAAUGCAGAAAUUUACAUGGGAUAAACAUUUCUACACCCCACAAGUUUGAUCUUUGGGGAGUUCUUAUGGUUCAUUAUUAUAUAGUAACCAGAUUGAUCUCAAUGGUUUUGAUUCCUUAUCAGUAAAAACUUCUCUGUAACCCUCUAAUUAAAUCAAAGUUUUUUGUGAUUGUGAAAUUGAUGUGACGACCAGAGCUGUCAAUAAAUCGUGCUUUUAUCAUAACAAAUGAUUAAUGCUCCAGCUACCCACUCCUGUUACAUUAAACAUAUGAAUGCAUUCAUGGCAGAAUCACAAAGCCAGAUGUCUGAUAACUGUAAGAAAAAAGCAUGCAGAAAGAUGCAAAUGUUGAUGUAUUGAUCGUGUUAUUAACAAUAAAUAAUGGUGGGGUAAA
Molecule: messenger RNA, 1827 nt
Organism: Micropterus salmoides (largemouth bass)
Lineage: Eukaryota; Metazoa; Chordata; Actinopteri; Centrarchiformes; Centrarchidae
Exons: 4
Coding region: 568-1485 (305 amino acids)
Source: RefSeq, a predicted model, not a curated record